Molecule: messenger RNA, 2497 nt
Organism: Daldinia caldariorum
Lineage: Eukaryota; Fungi; Ascomycota; Sordariomycetes; Xylariales; Hypoxylaceae
Product: putative MFS monosaccharide transporter
Exons: 4
Coding region: 700-2229 (509 amino acids)
Biological process (GO): carbohydrate transport; transmembrane transport
Cellular component (GO): membrane
Molecular function (GO): carbohydrate:proton symporter activity
Source: RefSeq, a predicted model, not a curated record
AGCUUGUUUCCAGCCCCAGAUUAUCCACAAGCGCAAAAGCAGAAUAGGCGUUGGGGUAGGUCACCAGUACCACCAUUGUUAUUAGGUUCCCAUAAGUGAGGAGAUUACUUGGAGAGAACUCGUCGCCUAGCUCGUUGUAUUGUUCACCGACAGUUGGGUACCUAUGCGGCCAGAUAAUCAAAGACAAGAGACCAUGGAAGUGGAAGGAAUUAUAAUGCCUAGGGUCUAUUACAAUGCACGACGAAGAGAGAGUUGUUCCGUCAUGCUAGAUAGGUAACUACAGGGCACGCACGGUUGGCGCAGACAAGCGGUGAGAAACGGGUAGGCUAUACCUACCUGUCUCUUGGUAUUGCUAUAUUGUAUAGCACGCGAUAUUUAUAAGCCGAAGUCGUAGGGAUUGGUACAUGCUGGGUACAGCUGUACAUGGUGACAUUGGGCUUCCCCAAUUCGUUGUGAUCCCGACGCGGAGAUUCAGGCUAUGCGCGUCAUUCCAAUCAAAGGCUUGCUAUGGACGCCGGCAGCUGUCGCAACCAUCUAGGUUAGCGUUCUACAAAAACCAUGUAGCCGAACGAGAUGAUGGUAUAAAUAAAAGGGUCUUAUACUCUCUGUUAAAAUGUUCGUUUGCUCGUUGCAGGCUUUGUUCAACAUCCAGCUUACUUACGUACUAUUAGGCGGGGACGGAACAAAAACGCAAACGCCAUGGCUAGCUGGCAUUCUGUUGGAAUCGCCCUCUUUGCCGCGAUGGGCACAUUUCUCUUCGGUUUCGACACUGGCAUUGCUACGACUACCAUCGCACAUGAAAGCUGGAUUGAUUACAUGCACCAUCCUUCCAAUGGUCUCACGGGAGCAGUGGUGGCCGUGUAUAUCGCGGGCGAGGCUGUUGGUGCUCUGGGUCAAACUUUUAUAGGAGAUAAGCUGGGCCGUAUUCGAUUUAUGCAGCUUUUGUGCGUCAUCGUAACGAUCGGAACGACGAUCCAGACUGCAUCAGUUAACAUCGGAAUGUUCUUAGCGGGCCGUGCCAUCGCAGGCGUCGCCGUGGGAGCCAUGGUUGCUACCGUGCCUAUUUACCUGAGCGAGAUUUCGGCACCCAGCCAGCGGGGUUUGAUUGGGGGAAUAUCAGGAUGUGGUAUCUCCUUCGGUACAAUGAUGUCCAACUGGGUGGGAUUCGCUUGUUCAUACGCACCCUAUGGGGCUACGCAAUGGCGCUUACCCCUAGGUAUUCAGAUCCCCUGGGGCGUGAUCAUGUUCGUGGGUCUAGCGACGUUCAUGCCAGACUCUCCGCGACAGCUUAUCCGCAACGGCAAAGUAGAGGCAGCCCGGCGCGAGUUUAUCAGAGUUCGACGGGACCUUCAGCCUCACGAAGCCCAUGAGGAGUUCGCCUUAAUACAGGCACAGAUCGAGUUUGAAAUGGCACGCGAGAUCAAGACGUACCGCGAGAUCUUCACGUUGUUUGGCCGUCGAGCCAUGGUAUCCAUAGUAGUCCAAACUGGAACCAGUCUGACGGGUAUAAACGUUAUUCAAUACUAUCAGACUUACUUAUUCAAAUCCUUAGGAAUUGAACAGAAGACUAUCCUUGCGUUAGCGGGUGUAUACGGAACAGUUGCCUUCGUCUCAAACUCUAUUACCACGCGAUACUUGACAGAUCAAUGGGGUCGCCGAAAGAUGAUAUUGGCAGGUUUAUCCGGUCUCAUAUUGACAAUGAUAUAUUCCGCCGUGAUGCAGCACGUUUUCCAGGAUAGCGAAAACAGAGUUGGCAAGGGUUUCUCGGUGUUGGGCAUAUACUUAUACGUUGCAUGGUACUAUUCAAUGAUUAACUCCACAACUUGGUUAUACGGUGCGGAAGUCUUGCCGAUUGCGCUGCGCAGCAAGGUGAUGGGUCUUGCUGCAGCUAGUCACUUCAUCGUCAACGUUGCCGUUACAGAAGCCGGUCCGAGCGCCUUUGCUAAUAUUCACGAGAACUACUACUACGUUUUCGUCGGGUGCACACUAAUUUUCCUUAUCAUUGCAUAUUUCUACUUUCCAGAAACACGCCGGAAGACGCUUGAGGAGAUUGCGCAAGCUUUUGGGGAUAAGGUGGUUCUUGUUGACGAGACUCGGAUCGACGGAGAACAAGCUGUUCUAGCAGCACAGGAUGAGGAAAACGGGAGCAUCACGAAGGCAGACGAUAAGGGCCAGGCAAUAGCAUCAACCCCUUCAACUAGCCCUCCAUCGCAUGCCUCCACAUCCUAGUUUAUGCCAUUCUAGCAUUGCGCCACAGACUACACUUAUACGCUGAGGGCUUACAGAUAUUACUCAAUAAUUUGAGUAUGUGUAUAAAGAGGGUCUAUCUCACUAUCUCUAAUUUCCCUCAGCCCCGUAAUCUCAUGGUAUCGUUAACCCCGACCUCUUAUCCUAGUUUAUAUCCAUAUAGGUAUAUUCGGGUCACAUGCUACAACCUACACACGCUGUGUGCGAUUCCUAAGCCAAAUCUAGCCUGUGGGAGAGCCUUAUGUUGGUA